Molecule: messenger RNA, 3646 nt
Organism: Acipenser ruthenus (sterlet)
Lineage: Eukaryota; Metazoa; Chordata; Actinopteri; Acipenseriformes; Acipenseridae
Exons: 13
Coding region: 1337-2479 (380 amino acids)
Source: RefSeq, a predicted model, not a curated record
GAUUUGAGUGAGCAAGGUAGUCCUGGAUGCCCAAGAGAGCCUCAAAGCCAGGGAAAAGCAGAUUUGUGAAUUUAAAAGACAAGUCCACCCUUCUUCAUAGCUUCCUGAGGGUUACGCUUAAAAAUCUCCAUUUCUUCAAGUGGAAAGGAGUUUGAUGAUGUGAAAGCCUGAUUUGAUAAGAAAAGCCUUGAGUUGCGAAAGCAAACUGAAGAAAACACGCCUGAUGCAAUGCCCAGCCGCCCCUCUAUCGUAUCCUUUUAAAAAUCCAGCCUCAAAAGCCGGAAUGUUUCAUCUGCAGGAAAAAUGAUGUGUCGCCGGACAGGGGGGGGAAAUGAUGAUGUGCAAGAAACAGAAUCUAGUUACAGAAAUAAACUAGCUUUCUCAUUUUUUUUUUAAAGGCUUUAUAAGUUAAUUGCACAAAGGUGAAUGUUUCAUUUUUAAUUGCAGCGUGUUUUUAUUGCUUAACAAACCCCCCCCCCCGUGCAUAAACAGAUUCCUGGUUGGGUGCCAAGCAUAGAGUUCGGUUUCACAAACACGCUUCAUUCUCUGAGCUGAAAUAGAUCAGGCAUCCAAGCAACACGAGGGCCGUGACUGAGGGGAGAUGCGACCAACGCGAGAAGUAGCUUAACAAACAGCAGGUUCCAAUCUCGACCAGUUGUGUUUUUUGAAUCCAGAUCUCCCUUUCAUUGUGAAGAAAAACGUUCCUUAUGGAGUGAAAAUUAGGGGAGGAGGUACCCCUGCCUGACCCCCCCCCUCCACAGACACACACACACACCGUGACAUGAGGUGAUCCCUCAUUCCUGACCGCUUCCUUUAUAUAGGGCAGCAGUGUGGAGUAGUGGUUAGGGCUCUGGACUCUUGACUGGAGGGUUGUGGGUUCAAUCCCAGGUGGGGGACACUGCUGCUGUACCCUUGAGCAAGGUACUUUACCUAGAUUGCUCCAGUAAAAACCCAACUGUAUAAAUGGGAAAUUGUAUGUAAAAAUAAUGUGAUAUCUUGUAACAAUUGUAAGUUGCCUUGGAUAAGGGCGUCAGCUAAGAAAUAAAUAAUAAUAAUAAUAUAAAUUCAUUCUGUCGUUUGUCCUGUAGAGGUUGCUAUUCCUCAGGAUUUGCUGGGUUCCCCUUCAAUGAUACCCAAGAAAGACAGCGAUGGUCACAAGGCGCCCACACAUGAUGGGUCAUCUUCUUCCCAAAGAUGUUGCAAGUGCCACAUGGUUACAGAGACAGCAUCCUUUGAGACUCGACCUACACUUCUGAUUUCCAUCUGCAAGUCAAAUUGAUCGCUCUAAUUGUGGAUUAACUUCAUCAGCAACCGAAGAACCCAGAUUCUAACGGAGAUGUUUUCCUACAAGGUUCUGUUGAUGCUCCACUGUGCAGCGAUGGUAGCAGGGGACCCCAGUCUCCCAGCCGCAGGAAUCCUCCUGGCCCCCGGCCCACGCUCUCUUUCCUUGGGAGGCUCCUUGGAGAUUGUGUGCGUGGCUCCUCAGGAGUUCUCUGGAGGUGUUUUCCAGCUGUUCAAGGAGCGGACGUACCUCCGCAGUGUGGAUCACCGGGGCAAGAAGCAGCAAGAGGCCAGGUUCACCCUCUCACAUCUCACCCGCUCUGACGAGGGCAACUACUGCUGUCGGUACCAAGCCCUGCGCACUGAGCGCUGGGACAACAGCCCCUUCAGCCCCUACCUGCGCAUCACCCUCACUGACAUCACAGGAGCCCCUAUCCCUCCUGAACCAACCAGCCCUCCCUCCAUUACAGGAGCUCCUAUCCCCCGUAAACCAAGCAACUCUCCCUCCAUUACAGGUCGCUUGCCGAUGCCCUCCCUCACAGUCCGGGGCGCGACGGGGGUGCUAGCGAAGGGGGGCAGCGUGUCUCUGGAGUGCGUGGCCCCUGCUAACUUCCCCGGGGCCCAUUUCCUGCUGUACCGCGGUGACUCUACCAACCCUGUGUCCUCUAACCAAGCCCUGGCGACGCAGCACAGCGCCAGCUUCCCUCUGCCCAGCCUGGAGAACUCGGACGCGGGGGAAUACCGCUGCCAGUACCGCCUGCAGAUGAGCCAGCGCUGGAGGGAGUCUGAGCUCAGCCCGGCAGUGCACCUCAUCCUCAAGGGUGUCACCUCUCCUCCUACCACCCCUCCCUUCCUCUCAGGUCCAAACUGGCCUCUGCUGGCUGGUUCUGUGGCCGCGGCCAUUCUGUUUGCUGCGUUCCUGGCUGUCCUGGGCUUUGUGGUUUACCGGAGAGCAGUAAAGUCUGCGAGGGAUAAAAAGCGCAGGGAUGCUGCUCCGUACUGGAAUAAUUUCCACAAUGCUGACAACAUCAUCGAACUGUCCUUUAGAGAUCCCCGCCUAGAUCUGCAGGACGGGGUGGUGACAGAGAAAUCUUUAAACACGCCUCCGGAGCCGGUUACCCACGCCAGGAAGAGAAGCAACUCCCUUUCAAGCCCCGCAACGCCGGUGUUCUCCACGUUUAAAAAUCAUCCCUUCUAAAAAAAAUAAAAUACAGGCAGGGUUACCGCGUGGCUCACUGCCAAGCUCCUCCCGCAUGUGCUCAAUUAGAUUAAGCUCUGUGUGCCGACUGAGAAGGGAACCACGCUAUGUGCGUGGAACCAGCAACGCAAUGACAAGAAAUGUAACAAAACUUCAAUGAAAAAAUAUGUUUAUUAUGGACCCCAAACUCUUUCUUUCCCUUCUUUUUCGGCUGGAGAGAUUUCAUUAUUUGAACCUGUGGUCGCAGCUCAUGGCAUUAAGUGCUGGGAUCAGCCUGGCUGCUCUCCUCGGUGCUGUGAUUCAAUCCUGUAGCAGUUUGGUAGAAAUAUCAAAUGGUUCCUUGCUUGAUUAUCUUGCAAUAGAUGUAUAUUUUUUAUAAAGGGGACACAGUUAGCCUAACCUUAGCUUCCUGUGCCCUGUGUUCCUUCGUGGAUCAGGGGCACCCUAUCCAUCUCCUAACUCUGUAUAUUCCCACUCGUUCGCUCAGAUCAGAACAUGCAGAACCUUUAGUUUUAAAAAGAUUCAUCUUAAAUCAUGUGGAGAUGGAGCUUCCUGCUGAUGUGCGGAACUCGAUGACGUCAGACAGCUUGAGACGCUUCUUUCAAGUCUAAAUUGAAAACAUACCUUUUUCUAAUGUGCUUGUAUAUACUUGGUUGUAGCCGGAGUGUAUUGUAUAUUUGAGAUCUCUUGAGCCUUUUAAUGAUUAUCUGUCCUUGUAUGUGUUAUAUAUAUAUAUCUCUGUAAGAAGGUAUAUUGUAUUUAAUGGGUAUUUACUGUGCUUUGUAAAAUAUGUAAAUGCUUUUAAAAAAAACAGAGGCUAUUUUUUAAAAAAUAUAUAGACAACAAGAUUUUUUUGGGGGAGUAUUAGCGUUUUGAGAAUUUGUUUACAUCUAUUUUUUGGCGUCAAUUGCAACAAAAAACAAACGAAAUUCGAAAAAGAUUUCAGCUCGAAACGUUUGCCAUUGAAUUUCAGUUUUUUUAUGUUUCCCUUUUAAUGUUUCUGUUUGCAAUACAGAUUUCUAUCUGCACCAUAGAGUCUAUUGUGUUAGAUGGAAACUGAAAUUGUGUUUUACAUUAAUACAUGGAGAAUAAAGUUUGAAUAUAUAUAUGUGUGUGUGUGUGUGUGUGUGUGUGUGUGUGUGUGUGUGUGUGUGUGUGUGUGUGUGU